CAGAUUCCAGAAAACUAAUUUUGAUUCGCGGGAAAAUGGACGAAUCGUCACUGGCUCGGACUUCUGCAGCGGCGGCAGAUGAGACAGAUCAACCGUCGGAGCUAGAAGCUCCAAUCCCGGAACCUGGCGGCGAUCAACCGACCACCACUCCAAAUACCGCACUGAAGGCCCAAGGGCUGGACAGUAGCGAAUCGAAACCGAAGUUUAGCCAGAGCGAUAUACUGAAAGCCGUAGAGGUGGUGGAGAGAGAUUCUCUUGCCAUCGCCGAGAGCUUCUCCUCUCUCUUUGCUUCACUUCGUUUGGCUCUUUCUGAGGUCACUAGCUGCUCAGUUGAUCAUAUGCAGUGCUUUGCUGAUGCUGCAGGGUAUGUUCAAGAUUCAGCACUUGACGCAGCCACAAAGGGGAAUCGGUAUGUAAAUUCAUGCCUCAGGUACCAUUCCAGCACCCUGCUCCCUACUGCACAAGAUAGUAGGAGGAAAGAUUAAGACAAGAAGGGGGAGAAAACAACAUAAAAGAAACCAAAAUAUAAUCUUUAAGAAAUGAUGGGAGACUCAGGGAGUUUUGAACCGUUUAUGGAGGGUAAAAUGUGUUGGGGUAGACAGACAUGGAUCUGGCCUUUAGUAACCCAUUUAUGUUUUGCAGAUUAAAUGAGGAAAUGAAGAGUGCCGACACCUUAGCCAUGCAGGUGUAUCCUUCUGAUUUUCUUAGCAUGUUUUGUGGUCCUUUAAGAUUUAUUUGUUUUAUUUGAGAUAAAAGUCCUGCUUAUCUGACUAACAGACUUUCCCAUGAAAGGGAGACAGCUAGACACUUGAGUCAAAUCGAACCUUCUGCAUUUAGCACUGUAGUUAUUGAACAUUUACUAGAAUUUAUCUUCUUUAUAGAAUAGGAAUUUUGUAAAUCUGGCUUCUCAUUUUUGGUGUUUCCUUCACUAAGUUCUUGUAAAGAAAAAUUCUGAGGAGGAAUGUAGAUGUUCUAGACUCAGCUGUGAACAAGCUAUUACGUCUGCCAUGAGGAAGAACUAUCAACUACUGGUUGAACUUAUUGCUUUGCAUUCAAAUAUGAGAGCAUAGAACAACAAAACAUGUGGAGUAACGGCCCAAUAGAUCUUAUACCUGAAGCCCAACGAAGCCUACUUACGUGAAAAAGACCUCUUGAUAUCUUUCUUGGACCCAUUUCUGUAAGUCCAGAUAUUCUUUCAAUCAUUUAGCUCUGGCAUUCCUACUGGCUCCAAAAGCUCUCUUUUGCAUCCUUAUAUUCAAAAGUCACUGUCUUAUUUUGGGAGUUGUAAAAGUCUUUGUUAAUUGAUCAAACAAAAUAUUAAAAAUAAUUAGCAUAGUAGAUAAUGUUAUUCAGGUUUAAAAUUGGCAUUUGCGGAAUAUGGUGGAUGCCAACCAAAUAGUACUGCCAAAUGCAUGAUAUUUUGUUAAUUAUCCACUUUGUCGUUACUAUAAUAAAUUGUGUGCCUAAUCAAGCAUUCCUUUUAUAAUAUGAUUUAAUCCAAAUUAAUUUAAUUAGGUAGUCUGCCUCAUCGAGUGAUGGAGACUUUGAAUAAGAAUGGCCUACAUUCUUUAGGAUGGUCUCCUUUAAGGGACAGACUAUCAUAUAAUUGGCUGCAGGAAGAGCACCGUAUUUCUGAGAAUGA
Messenger RNA from Rubroshorea leprosula, 1642 nucleotides. NCBI's taxonomy places the organism in Eukaryota, Viridiplantae, Streptophyta, Magnoliopsida, Malvales, Dipterocarpaceae. The record is from the annotation of a GenBank genome assembly.